[Torrubiella] hemipterigena is the source of this 645-nucleotide messenger RNA. The record is from the annotation of a GenBank genome assembly. NCBI's taxonomy places the organism in Eukaryota, Fungi, Ascomycota, Sordariomycetes, Hypocreales, Clavicipitaceae.
AUGACUGUGCUCUCAGACAUGGGCGGCACCCGCGGACUAGCCCUCGUUUACUGCGCAAAGACGGAUCUGAUUUUUAUAAUGGGCUUUGAUAACCCCUGUUCUUAUGACCCCAUUUUGAUGCGGAAAACUAGGUUUGGGAUAUCUGAUGAUGAAAGGGCAGUGGAUGAUGAGAACCAUGACUGUAAGAGGGCCGAGGAUGGAGUGGACGGUGAAUAUGAAGAUGAAGAGAGGGGUGAAGACCAGCAGAAUGAACACGAAACUGAACCUGAGGAAGAAGAAGAUGACCUUGGUGAAGAUGAGGAAGAAAGUGGGCAAGAAAGUGACGAAUAUGAUGACAUGUUGGGUGACUGCGAAGGCCGUGAUGCCCAAACAGUCCUCAGAGACAUAAACAGAUGGUAUCAGAAUCUUGCUGAGCUGCCAGGCGGAGAAAACUCUGACGGCAUGUGGGGUAUGAAGGGAACAAUCAAGGCUCUGUACAAGAAACAUGGAUGGCCCGGUGAAACAUUCGACGGCGAUGCCUUUCUCGUUGACCUCUUGCGAAGAUCUAUUUGCGGCGAUGGACCCGAGAGAGAUCGUGAACAAGGAAAUCGAACAACUUCACCGAGCUGUCAGAGAUCUCAAGGUCAUCGUGAGAACCCAUACUAA